AUGCAAUCAGGAAAAAAUUAUUAUAUUAAUGUCUUUUCAUCUUCUUUAGAGGAAUUCUUUAAUAACAAUUACUGGGAUUUUGAAGAAGAUAUAUCAUCAAUAAGUAAUAAUAAUUUGAUAAUGUCUGGUGCAAUGCAUAUACCUGAUCAUAUUUCUGGAACAGGUCAUGCAAAAUUACUGGAACCAAAUUUCCAACAAUUUGAAUAUAGUAGUAAAGGUGUUACCAGUAGUAUGAUGAAAGUACCAGAAAAGAUUAUUUUUGGUAAAGAUGGUGCUUUGUAUGGAUUUUCUGAACCUCCUAUUGACGGUAUUUCUUAUGAUGAGUAUGAAUAUGAGACUAAUAGGAUUAACCUUCAAGAGUUACCAUCAAAAUUAACAGCCAAUGAGUAUGUUGAGGGAGAUUUAAAUGAAACUACAUUUGAGAAUCGUUCUAUAACAUCUAUAGCUAUUGAAGAAAAUGCUAUAAAAGAAUUAAAAAUGUUGAAACGACAAUUAGCUAGACUAGCUGUACGUGUUUACGAAAUAGAAGACGAAUUAGAAAAAAGGAAAUCUCGAGAUUGGCAUAGUUAUGCUAUGUCUUUUGUUGGUAUUGCUGCUUUAAUAGCUUCAUUAAUGAUGUUGUCAAAUAAGAAUAGUAGGAUUUUUUAG
Messenger RNA from Strongyloides ratti, 648 nucleotides. RefSeq lists its product as hypothetical. NCBI's taxonomy places the organism in Eukaryota, Metazoa, Nematoda, Chromadorea, Rhabditida, Strongyloididae. Bases 1 to 648 code for a protein of 215 amino acids. The record is from RefSeq and is a predicted model, not a curated record. The transcript has 2 exons.